Molecule: messenger RNA, 324 nt
Organism: Diplodia corticola
Lineage: Eukaryota; Fungi; Ascomycota; Dothideomycetes; Botryosphaeriales; Botryosphaeriaceae
Exons: 2
Coding region: 1-324 (107 amino acids)
Source: RefSeq, a predicted model, not a curated record
AUGAAGGACGCCAAACACUGCAACAGGUCGAAGACGGGCUCUCCUCCAUCAUCAGCAUAUCAGCACAACAACCAAGAUCUAUUCACCAUGCCAGAUACAUCACGCCCUGGAAUUGCGACCACGGUGGUCUGGGCUACGAUCCUUGCAUUACUCGGCGGCGCUGGACUGUCCGUAUGGGGCUCCCAGCUGGGAUAUGAUUACGACUACCGAUUCCCAGUCGGCCCCUCAGGGCGCCUCAUUCUGGUUUUUGAGGCUGUUCAGAUGGCCAUUCUUGGCUACUUUGUGGCGCAUAAGGUCCUUACAUGGUUCAAGCGGAGAUCUUAG